Molecule: messenger RNA, 3952 nt
Organism: Monopterus albus (swamp eel)
Lineage: Eukaryota; Metazoa; Chordata; Actinopteri; Synbranchiformes; Synbranchidae
Gene: kif3b
Product: kinesin family member 3B
Exons: 9
Coding region: 206-2494 (762 amino acids)
Biological process (GO): microtubule-based movement; mitotic cell cycle
Cellular component (GO): microtubule
Molecular function (GO): microtubule binding; microtubule motor activity; ATP binding
Source: RefSeq, a predicted model, not a curated record
CGAUGUAGGCUUGAAUCUGGCAACUCUGCCUAGAAACGAUGGGGAGGAGCAGUGGCUAAUGGCUGACUGGGAAUUUUGGAUUAGCUAACGUCUGCCACUGCAGGUUCUGAUGAGCCCAUUUCUACUGCUGAGCUGUUCCUGAAGCUGCCUUUGGAAUACAGAGUAUACUGUGCCAAUCUGUGUGGGUUGGCAGCUGCUCCUCAUCAUGUCCAAGAGCAGGAGUUCUGAGUCGGUUAAGGUGGUGGUCCGUUGUCGCCCUAUGAAUGAAAAGGAAAGAGCAGCUAAAUUUGAAAGGGUGGUCUCUGUCGAUGUAAAACUGGGCCAAAUUAUUGUCAGGAAUCCCAGGGAAGCUUCCGCCAGUGAACUCCCCAAAGUCUUCACAUUUGAUUCAGUCUACGAUUGGAACUCCAAACAGAUAGAUCUGUAUGAUGAAACCUUCAGGCCCCUGGUGGAUUCAGUUCUUCUUGGGUUCAACGGGACCAUUUUUGCCUAUGGGCAGACGGGCACAGGGAAGACGUACACUAUGGAAGGGAUAAGAAAUGAUCUAGAGAGGAGAGGGGUGAUCCCUAACUCCUUUGAGCACAUCUUCACACACAUUUCACGUUCCCAGAAUCAGCAAUACCUGGUGAGAGCAUCAUAUCUAGAAAUUUACCAAGAGGAGAUCAGAGACUUGCUGUCAAAGGACCAAUUACAUCGUCUUGAGCUCAGGGAGAGGCCUGACACGGGUGUGUAUGUUAAAGACCUUUCAUCAUUUGUCACCAAGAGUGUGCGGGAGAUUGAGCAUGUCAUGAACGUGGGCAACCAGAAUCGUUCAGUGGGUGCCACCAACAUGAACGAACACAGCUCCCGAUCUCAUGCAAUAUUCGUCAUCACUGUUGAGUGCAGUGAAUUGGGCGUGGACGGGGAGAAUCAUAUUAGAGUUGGCAAACUGAACUUGGUGGAUUUAGCUGGAAGUGAAAGGCAGUCUAAGACUGGAGCUCAGGGGGAGAGGCUUAAAGAAGCCACAAAGAUCAAUUUGUCACUUUCUGCUCUGGGCAAUGUCAUAUCAGCUCUGGUGGACGGCAGGAGCAGCCACAUCCCUUACCGAGAUUCAAAACUCACCCGUCUUCUGCAGGACUCUCUCGGGGGCAAUGCCCGCACUGUCAUGGUUGCCAAUAUUGGCCCAGCAUCCUACAAUGUGGAGGAGACCUUGACAACACUGCGCUACUCCAACAGAGCCAAGAACAUCAAGAAUAAACCUCGUAUUAAUGAAGACCCCAAGGAUGCCCUGCUGAGGGAGUUUCAGGAGGAGAUUGCGAGGCUGAAGGCGCAGCUGCAAAAGCGCUCUGGAAAGAAGAAGAGGAGAAGGCACAGGAGGAGGGCUGGGGAAGAGAGCGAUGGUGAGGAUCUGGAUGAUGAAGAGACAGAGGAUGAUGAUGAAAAUGGAGACGAAAAAGGGGAUUACUGGCGAGAGCAGCAGGAGAAGCUGGAGAGAGAGAGAAAGGCUAUCAUGGAGGAUCACAGUCUGGUGGCUGAAGAGAAACUUCGGCUGCUUAAGGAGAAGGAGAACAAAAUGGAAGACUUGAAGAGGGAGAAGGAGGCAGCAGAAAUGCUUACAGCCAAAGUUAAGGCAAUGGAGAGUAAGCUCCUAGUAGGGGGGAAGAAUAUAGUGGAUCACACCAAUGAGCAACAGAGAAUGCUGGAGCAGAAGAGGCAGGAAAUUGCUGAGCAGAAACGGCGAGAGCGAGAAAUGCAACAGCAGAUGGAGAGUCGCGAUGAGGAGACUCUGGAGCUGAAGGAGACCUACAGUUCUCUGCAGCAGGAGGUCGACAUCAAAACCAAGAAGCUGAAAAAGCUGUUUGCCAAGCUGCAGGCAGUGAAGGCAGAAAUCCAUGACAUCCAGGAGGAACACAUCAACGAGCGCCAGGAACUGGAGCAGAACCAAAAUGAGCUCACCAGGGACCUCAAACUCAAGCAUCUGAUCAUCGAGAACUUCAUUUCCUUGGAGGACAAGAACAAAAUAGUCAACAGGGCUUACAUUGAUGAGGAAGACGAGUACUGGAAAAUAAAGCCCAUCACAAGAAUAGAGGACGACCACCAGAUGAUGACCAGGCCUUUGUCUGCAGUCGGCUACCGGAGGCCUCUCAGUCACCAUGCUCGUAUGGCCAUGAUGAUGAAACCUGACCUGAGAUACAAAGCUGAAAACAUCCUGAUGCUGGACAUGGACAUGCCGGCUCAGACCACUAAAGAAUACCAGGAGCCAGUCAUCACCCCAACGGUGGCGGCAGCUCUGGAGGAUGCUCUUAGGGAUGAGGAUGAGAUCCAAAUUGAUGCCUCUGGCUUUCACAGCAGUUUAGGACCAACACCACCAGCCAGCGCCAGCAGCAGCCUCAAAAAACCAAAGUCUUGUCGACCAAGAUCAGGCAAGAAGUUGAGCACUCCGACUUCUCCUUACAGCCCUUCCAGUCCAGGGUCUCCUCUUUACCCACAAUUCCGCGGCUUGAUCCCCAAGUGACGGUUUCUACCACUACUAUCACUACCACCAACUUCUCCUGUGCACCUUCCCGCUUUGGGACUCCACUUUGAGAGAAUGGGUUUUGUUUUGUUUGUCCAGCCUACAGAAUCUUGGAUUCUGCAAGCAAUAGAGAAAACUAAUCCUAAUGCUGCUUUGUGGGUUUUAACUGUAACAGCAACACUAUGAGCUGUUGUCAUGAGCUUUUCAUUAGAAGAUUUGUCAGUCAGUACAACACUAACACAGCAGCAGCGCUUGUAGCCUCAUGCACACCACUCUAAACUGCUGUGUAUCGCAUAUAUACAUCCCAGUGAUCUCUCUGUCUUCUUAGAUGUUUAUUGUAGUCCUCUCUCUUUCUGUGAUGUGGACAUUGUGACAUGACCCCAGGCAUUCUGCUGCACUUGUCACUAACAGGUUGCAUGCAUGUAAGUGUUUUUCAGUGUAUUGUUGUACAUCUGGAUGCAUAUCUUUGUGUGUGUGUGUGCGUGUGUUUACAUCACUGUCUUGAAAAGCUGUUUCCCCCUGCUUCCAGUAUUUAUGCUAAGUUAAUACAUGCUGGCUCUCGCUUCAUAUUUAGCAUACAGACAUUACAAUAACAAGUACAUACCUUUCCUAAAAUGUCAAACUAUUCUUUUAACUCUGUAUGAUUGUAAAUGUACAGGCCAGAAAGUAAAGCACAGUACAGACUUGGCCUCAGUUACAAGUUGCUGUAAUCAGUAGAUGCUGUUUUUGUUGGGGCACACGAGGCAGAGGUGGGGAACAAUGGCAGGGAAGGCGGCACAUUUACACAGUCAGCCACUAUUGAAACACUCAGACAUCCCAGUGGGAGAUCAGUGCUAACCACAUCCUGGGUCACCUAAAAGUAACUGUCCUGGAAGGUGCUUCAGAUUCUUCAGGGUUCCCAGGUGCCUUAACCUGUGUCCAGAGUCUCUGCUCCUUUGUCUAAAAUGCACACUCAUUCUUCUCAGCCAGUUCUUUAUCACUUCCCGCAGCUCAGCUAUUCCAGUAUCAGGGAACUGUUUACAACACGGUCCUGCCAUUCCUGUCACAAUGGGAUGCACUCUUUAGACAGAGAGGCAGAGCAUUUGGACACAGCAUUGAGCUAUUCUCAGUACUGUGUUGGUGCCACAAUACUCUGUCAGAACACUAUGGACUUGAAAGGAUCUGAUACACAGACCAUUCCAUUUGUUUGCCUACAGAUGAAUAAUAUGCAGCUUUAACCUCCCUGUUUACUGAUCUCUGUUCCCCAUGUUCCAACUGUGAUGAGUGCGCUGUCUGUUCGCUGCUACUGUGUAGGAUGUGAAACCCCACUGUGACUUUUCAACAGGCCUGGCUCAAAUGGCAAAUGAAAUCCUCUGAAACACUUGCGACAUGCAGUUGAUUGUUAAAUGGCAUCGACUGUCCAUGUCAGAUACUAAAACUAAAGGAUCUCUCUUGCUGUUUGACUCAUCCCUGCAAACC